Molecule: messenger RNA, 4589 nt
Organism: Sitodiplosis mosellana (orange wheat blossom midge)
Lineage: Eukaryota; Metazoa; Arthropoda; Insecta; Diptera; Cecidomyiidae
Gene: c12.2
Product: von Willebrand factor A domain-containing protein 8
Exons: 15
Coding region: 225-4487 (1420 amino acids)
Cellular component (GO): cytoplasm
Molecular function (GO): ATP hydrolysis activity; ATP binding
Source: RefSeq, a predicted model, not a curated record
CAAACACACGUGAGUUUAUCGUUGACAGUAGUUGUGUGUUUUUGACAGUUCCAUGAAAAUGUGUGCUAUAUCAAUACAAAGUUCAAACGUCGGUUUUUUGUUAUUUCCAUAAGAUUUUGUUGUUUUUAUUCAAUGUUAUUGAAAAAGUAAUUUAAGGUUUGAUCAAUGGAAAAAUUAAAAUAGAUUGAAUAUUGUAAAUUCGGUAGAUUGAGUGUGUUUGAAAGAUGUCAAUUAAUAGACUGGGUGCAUUGAGAUGUGCGAUAAAGUCAAGUGUAAACUUGAGACUUCGACCAAAUUUGUCAAGUUUUCGGCCAAAUUACCGAACGAUUGCUACAGAUGGCAAGAUUACAAUCGAUGGCAUCACCAAAGAGCUUAUAAAACCCAAUAAUCCUCUAUUUGUACCGCAAAAAUUCCUGCAAUUAUCGAAAUCAGAUCAAAUUGUCAUAUCGCAGACAGUAUUGCAUCACCUGCGAUGGAUGUUGCAGAAGGAUUUGCUGGGCCAAGACAUAUUCCUCAUUGGCAGACCAGGCCCAUUGAGAAGGGCAAUAGUGAUGCAAUUUCUGGAACUCACACAACGGGAACUUGAGUACGUUGCCCUUAGUCGUGAUACCACCGAAAGUGAUUUAAAACAAAGGCGAGAAAUUCAGAAUGGAACAGCGGUUUAUUUUGACCAGAGUGCCGUUCGAGCGGCUAUUCAUGGACGAGUUCUAGUGAUUGAAGGAAUUGAGAAAGCCGAGAGAAAUGUGCUACCCGUCUUGAACAAUUUGCUGGAAAAUCGCGAAAUGCACCUGGAAGAUGGACGCUUUUUGAUCCCGUCGAAUAGAUACGACAAAUUGCUCAAGGAGCACGGUUCAGAUGAGUUAACCAAGUGGGGACUAGUGCGUGUAUCAGAGAAUUUCCGAGUCAUUGCAUUGGGAUUACCAGUUCCAAAAUAUCGAGGCGUUCCACUUGAUCCACCACUUCGAAGCAGAUUCCAAGCCCGAGACAUCACACCAGCUACUUACCAGGAAACACUAAAUGAGCUGCAUCAAGUGGCACCGCAAGCCAAUAAUGACACUUUGGAAAAGAUAACAUCGUUUGGCUAUGCAAUUCAAUCCUCCGCCGAGACGCCACUCACGAAAAUUCUGCCCGAUUUCCCGUGCGAUAACCUUCGAUUAAUUGCUCGUAUCAGUGAGGCAAAUCCUUCGGCAACGCCAUAUCAAUUGCUCUAUCGGUUGUAUCCAUUCGACACAUUUUUACCAAAAGAGUGCCAUGGAAGCUUGUUGUCACUUUUUGAUUCGUUGAAAAUUGCGAUGCCCCAAAAUGAAAACAAAUCAUGGAUUCAAAGUUUCAAGCGAACCGAUGGUCAAAGGAUCGUUUCAGUUGAUCGACCAACGCUGUCGAAAGCUUUGCUGGAAUCGCCAAUUGGAUUACAACAUCAUAAGGUGACAAUCGAAUCGAAUGGUGAGACUAAGUCGAUUAACGUUCCGGGUGGUCAUCAAACAUCGGGUGUUGAAUUUGGACAUCACUAUGUUGAUACGAACUAUCAAAAUUAUUUGCUAAGCGAGAUCAUUCAAACCUAUGCUGUGGGUGAUAUUUGUUUGAUCGGAGCGAAAGGAAGUGGAAAAUCGAUUUUAAUCUCACAAAUUGCCCACCUGCUGAACCAACACAUUGAACCAAUGGUGUUGUAUCAAGAUAUGACCGCGCGGGACUUUUUACAACAGAGGACAACUACGCCAACCGGUGACACUGUGUGGAGAGACUCGCCGCUAAUUCGAGCGGCCAAAAAUGGUACCAUCGCCGUUUUGGACGGUAUUCAUCGCAUUCAUAGCAGUACGAUUUCAGUGUUGCAGAGGCUUGUCCAUGAUCGAGAGGUUCAACUUUACGAUGGAACACGAUUGAUCAAGCAUGACUCGUACGAUCAAUUAAUUUCCAAUGGGCAGACAGUUGAAGAACUCGCCAAAAAUGGCAUUUUCCGCAUUCAUCCGUCAUUCCGAAUUGUGGCUUUGGCCGAACCACCUUCAGUGGAAACGGGUAAAAAUUGGCUGUCUCCCGAAGUACUCAGCCUAUUUUUAUUCCACGAAGUUCGGAAUUUGAGCAAAGAAGAGGAAAAACAUAUUAUUCAAUCGAUGUACGGCGAUGUCAGUCCAUCGAUGGAAAAAAUUCUGAAUCUAGCCGAAUUGUUGCGAAAAUCCAAAGAUCCAAUUAUUCGAAAUUUGUCGACCACCCUUUCGACCAGGCAAUUACUACGAAUUGCACACCGAAUGUCAGUCUAUCCACCAAAUGAGUCCCGUGCCUACGAAACGGUUCAACAGGCGUUCUUAGCGAAGUUCUUACCAUCUCUACCUCGAGCUGCCCUCGAAAAUGCAAUCCAGAACGUGUCAAUUUCACGACCAAAAUCUUCAAAAACGCCAACAACCUCGAUCCAAGUGGGGAAUGAUACACUAUCAAUAGGUUCUACGUCUACAAAACGAUAUCAAACCGAUGCACACACCAAAGUACCUGACAUAGUUUUUUACGAUGUGCCGCAACAUGUUCAGUUGUUGGAGCAGUUGCUGCAAGAUUUUCUGAUUGGAAAUCAUUUGCUGUUGGUGGGCAAUCAAGGUGUCGGGAAGAAUAAAGUAGCCGAUCGUUUAUUGCAGCUGAUGAACCGGCCUAGGGAAUACAUUCAACUGCAUCGUGACACAACCGUGCAAUCAUUAACAAUCCAACCAUCGGUUGUCGAUGGUGUGGUGGUGUACGAAGACUCGCCGCUUGUUAAAGCGGUUCGACUGGGGCAUGUUUUGAUCGUAGAUGAAGCGGACAAAGCACCAACGCACGUCACAUGCAUUCUAAAGACAUUCGUUGAAAAUGGAGAAAUGAUUUUAUCGGAUGGACGGAAAAUAUACCCAUCCAGUUCAGAUCGAACUGAGAACAGGUCAGCUGAUGCCAUUUACACGCAUCCUGAUUUCCGGUUGAUUGUUCUGGCGAAUCGUCCGGGUUUUCCAUUCCUGGGAAAUGAUUUCUUUGCAUCGUUGGGUGACCUAUUCAGUUGUCACAGCGUUGACAAUCCAUCAAUGGACUCAGAGAUUUAUCUUCUGCAACAAUAUGGUCCAAGCGUCGACAAAGGAACGCUAAAGAAAUUAGUAAAUGCAUUCGCUGAACUACGAUCGAUGGCCGAUGUCGGCCAAUUGAGUUAUCCAUACUCAACGCGGGAAGUUGUCAACAUUGUGAAACAUCUUGAAAAGUAUCCGCAGGAAAAUUUGGCCGAAUUAAUUGGAAAUGUGCUGGAUUUCGAUCGAUAUUCACCGGAAGCAUUGGAACAAGUGACCGAUGUGCUGCAGAAACAUGGCCUGGCUAUUGAAAGCUAUGCAAAAAAUGAAUUGGCCGCCAUUCGACGGCAAAGAGAAAUUCAAUUGACGGUGGAAAGAAAGAGUGGCCUAUCGGUUUCAGCGCCAAAGCAUGGAAAAGAAGACCCAGACAAUAAACCACACGUUGGCGGAAACACUUGGGCUGGUGGCACCGGAGGCAGAGACACAGCGGGUUUGGGUGGUAAAGGUGGACCAUAUCGGUUGGACAAAGGUCACAAAGUACAUCAGUUGAGUGAUGAAGAGAAAAACGAUAUUCCAGACCAUGUCAAACAAGCAGCUCGUGAAAUGAAUCGCAGAGCCUUUGCAGACAAACUCAAGGAGAUUAAAAUGUCUUCGUACGAUAACAGCAUCUAUGAAGCAUUCAGUGCACCAGUUCGCAAGCAAGUGCAGCAGUUACGUGUGAUUCUAAGCUCACUGCAGGCAAAAAGCAAAGAACGCUUCUGGCAAAAACAUCAAACGUCUGGCGAAAUUGACGACAACAAAUUGAUUGAAGGCAUUGUUGGUGAACGGAACAUCUAUCGGAAACGUGGCGAACAAGAUCCCGAACCUGGUCAACCACAAGAGAAACCCAAACGACUGAAAUUAGUUGUAGAUGUGAGCGGCUCGAUGUAUCGAUUCAACGGCUAUGAUCAACGUCUUGAUCGAGAGCUUGAAGCGGUGGUCAUGGUCAUGGAAGCGUUUGAAGGAUUCGAGACACGUGUUCGCUAUGAUAUCGUCGGUCACAGUGGUGAAAGCAAGAAUAUUAUGUUUGUUAAUGAAAAGAGCCCGCCAGCCGAUUCUAAAAUGCGACUCGAAACGAUUAAGAUGAUGCACGCACAUUCACAAUUUUGCUGGUCUGGCGACAAUACGGUAGAGGCAACAAAAUUUGCAAUCGAUUCUCUUUCCAAAGAAGAUGCCGACGAGUCGAUUGUUAUCAUUUUAAGCGAUGCCAAUCUGUCUCGAUACAACAUCUCACCCAAAGAACUGUCAACAGCGCUGACUUCACAAGAGCCAAAAGUUCAAGCUUAUGCCAUUUUUAUUGGCAGUUUGGCGAACGAAGCACAACUAAUAACACGCUCUUUGCCAGCUGGACGAGGGUUCGUUUGCAUGGACUUGGCUGAAUUGCCAGUGAUUUUGAAACAAAUUUUCACAUCAUCCGUGCUCAAUCAAACUGUUUGAAAUUCGUUUAAAAAAUAAUAACAAAUUUGAUGUACAUUUUGUCGGGAAAAAAUAUUCGAAUAAAUUUUAUUUAUUUCUUUUUUGCAUUCAUUUUAUUUGAAA